CCUCCGCGCGGCGUUUUACGGCAGUGUGUUCCGGCACCGUCGUGCGGCAGCCGACGACUAGCCAAUGGGAGCCGGCGCCCCUGUGGGAUACGCCGCAAAGCGCGGACGAGCGGCGGUGGGGCCGGCACGUGUGGGUGUUGUCACAAUGGAAGCCAAAAAUAAAAAGAAAUUUGUAGGGAAAGGUGGAAAAGUGCCUCGUGGGAAAGCACCACAUGGAAAAAGGAAAUUUAAGAAAGAUAAUGAUUCUGGUCCUCCAAAGAAAUUUCAUAACAAAGGAGAUGAGGAGGAAAAGCCUAAAUCCAUUUCCAAGAAAUCUGUGAAGGGAAACUUAAGACCUGGAAAAGCUAGUGUCAAACAAUUCAAGAAUAAACAGCAAUCAGAAAAAUUUGCGAAGAAGAGAAAACUCCAGAAUGGUGAAGAGAAAGGGCCAGAUUCUAAGAAGCCUAAAUGGAAUGAAUUCAAAAAGAAAAGGAAGGAAUUAAAGCAAAGCAGACAACUCAAUGACAAAAGCAAUUAUGACAUAAUUGUAAAAUCAAAGCAAAUAUGGGAAACUGUGAGAAGGAAGAAAUGUGAUAAGGAGAAGCGAGAAAAACUAAUGAAUGAGCUACAAAAGCUACUUCAUGGAAAAAUUAAAAGUCUGGCAUUUGCACAUGAUUCAACUAGAGUGAUCCAGUGCUUUAUUCAGUAUGGUAACGAGAAACAAAGGCAAGAGACAUUUGAAGAACUAAAAGAUAGCCUUGUAGAGUUGAGCAAGUCAAAAUAUUCUAGAAAUAUUGUGAAGAAGUUUCUUAUGUAUGGGACAAAACCACAAGUUGCAGAAAUAAUAAAAAGUUUUAAAGGCCAUGUGAGAAAAAUGCUCCGUCAUGCUGAAGCAUCUGCUGUAGUGGAAUAUGCAUAUAAUGACAAAGCCAUUUUGGAGCAAAGGAAUAUGCUAACAGAAGAACUAUAUGGAAACACUUUCCAGGUUUAUAAGACACCAGUUGACCCAACACUGGAUAAAGUGUUAGAAGCUCAGCCUGAAAAGAGGGAGGCCAUUCUGGAUGAAAUGAAACAAAUUCUUACACCAAUGGCACAAAAAGAGGCUGUGAUAAAACACUCACUGGUACAUAAAGUGUUUUUGGACUUUUUUGCUCAUGCUCUUCCAAAGCAAAGAUCUGAAAUGAUAGAAGCUAUCAGGGAAGCUGUCAUCUACCUGGCACACACUCAUGAUGGAGCCCGAGUAGCUAUGCACUGUUUAUGGCAUGGUACUCCCAAGGACAGAAAAGUCAUUGUGAAAACCAUGAAGACGUACAUUGAAAAAAUAGCAAUGGGUGAAUUCUCUCAUUUGGUCUUGUUGGCAGCAUUUGAUUGCAUCGAUGAUACUAAACUUGUGAAACAGUUAAUUAUAUCUGAAAUAAAUGCUUCCUUGCCUAGUAUAAUAAACAACAAACAUGGAAAAAAGGUCUUGUUGUACUUGCUAAGUCCUAGAGAUCCUGCACACUUUGUGCCAGAAAUCAUCACACUUCUGCAACAAGGAGAUGGAAAUGCCUAUAGUAAGAAAAAUACAGAACUCCGCCGCCGUGAACUCUUGGAAGCCAUUUCCUCACCUUUGCUAGAGUAUUUGCAAGAACAUACUCAAGAAGUAGUGAUGGACAAAAGUACCUUUGUCUUAGUUGCUAACAUCUUAGGAACGGCUCUUGGAGACAUACAGCCCACACUAGAUGCGAUCGCUAAUUUGGCAGCAGAAGAGCUGAUUCCAGGUGGCUGUGAUGGGCAGCUUCACAUUGCAGAGCAUCCAGCAGGCCAUCUAGUUUUGAAAUGGUUAAUAGAGCAAGAUGAAAAAAUGAGAGACAGUGGAAAAGAAGUUUGUUUUGGAAGAACUUUGGUGGGACGUGUUGGUAUUGAGAAUAUGAAGUCAUGGGCUGAAGUGAAUCGAGGUGCCAUUGUUCUUUGCUGCCUUCUCCGGAGCACUGAUCAAAAAGUGGCAAAUACAGUCAGAAAAGGACUGAGAAGUCUUGUCCCAAAGUUGAAGCAAAAUAAAAACGCAAAAGGCGUAGAAGCGUUACUAGAGAAAUUGACUUCCCAGUGUAAAUGAAGCUAAAGAGACCAAUUACAUCAGUGCAACCAACUGAGAGUUGCGUGCGGUGUCAGUCUAAAUGGGUGCUCUCAGAGAUUGAAAUUUCAAGGAGAUUUAAGAGCUUGUGGAAACUUCUGAACAGAUGUGACGGUGAAGUUACGAGUGAAGUGCAUCACUCCUCACUCAUCCGUGACAGCAUACAAUCAAAAAUUUAAAUCUUUCCUGGUAACUUGUACAAAGAUAACUGUGGGAGUAUUUUAAAGUUAUGUCAUAGUUACUGUAGAAACCAAAAUGUCUUUUCUGUAAAGAAAUUCUUACUCACCAGGCAAAUAUUCCUGUUCUUAAUCCCCUUCCCUCCUGGUUUCCUCAAAAAAAAAAAAGCAGAAAAACAACUGAAGCCCUAUUCACGUCUGUGAAGGACUGAUGGAGAUUCUCAUCUUUUAAGAACUAAUGAGAAUAGAAUGAAAAAAAGUGUCUGACUUUUUUCAGACUAGGUCCAGAAGGAGAGGCUGACUGUUUCAAUGGAUCGGGUUUUUUUUUCAGUUUUCCAGAAAGUAUAGAUUUUUAAUAAGACUAACAAACCUAAGGAUUUAUGAGUUUUUUGGUAUCUCCCUUGUGGUAGAGAGGACAGAGAAAUUUACUUUCACAUGAUAAAAAUUAAGUGUCCUGUUGAUUUCUGUUGGCAUCUUAUUUUGAUCCAGAAGCAGCAAAUUGGUAUUUUAUUAUCUCAUCAAAUAGUCUUCUACCAUUACUACUGUUAGUUUCUUUCCUCUUACAAAUGAGUAACACUAGAUUCAGGCCCUGAUCUAAUAUAGUCCUGCUUUUGAUAAAUUGGGCAAUUAUUGGUAUGAACCUAUUGAAAUGAGGAAUUUGAAUCAAUAUUUGCAUGAGAACUGUUUGCCUUCCCUAUUUGCAGUUUGUUUUUUUCUUACGUAGGUUAUGAGGGAUGACAUGCCCGUGUAUUUGAAUUAGAAGUUGGAAAUACGCAUUUUCAGAAACUUUUGUUUAAAUAAGGGAAUUCUGAGACUGUAUGCAAGUCUUAAGUAAUGAGAAAAUGAUUUUUUGGUUAGA
This is a messenger RNA of Dromaius novaehollandiae (emu), 3127 nucleotides long. RefSeq names its product pumilio RNA binding family member 3 (gene PUM3). The coding region runs from base 65 to 2074 and encodes 669 amino acids. NCBI's taxonomy places the organism in Eukaryota, Metazoa, Chordata, Aves, Casuariiformes, Dromaiidae. Gene Ontology annotation, cellular component: nucleolus. Gene Ontology annotation, biological process: regulation of translation. The transcript is spliced from 19 exons. Gene Ontology annotation, molecular function: mRNA binding. The record is from RefSeq and is a predicted model, not a curated record.